AUGGCAGGAUCCGCGACGGGCAACAGUACCACCAACAGCACCGCUGCUGCGUCCAAGAAGAAGAAGAAGAGCGCUGUCAAGACAAAGAGCAAAAAGAAUGAGAAUCCAACGAACAACCAUGCCAACCGCGUGGUCCCUCCUCCGUUGUUUCCUCACCCCAUGGCGGCUGCAGCUAGAGGCGCCAUGGGCAUGAUGAUGCGACCACCUGUGCCACCCAUGAUGGGACUUGCAGCAGUACCACCCAUGAUGGUUCCUCCCAUGGCCAUGCGACCAGCUCCCUUUGCUCCUAACACGAACCCUAUGUUUCAGCAACAACAACAUCAUCAUCAGCAAAUGGCCAUGAUGUGUGCCCAACAAGCGCAGCAACGAACCUUCAUGGCGGCACAAGCGCAGAAAUUGGAACAACAGAAAGCCGAGUUGGCCAAGAAACAGCAAGAAAUGGAUCAGCAAAAGGCCGAAUGGGAUGUCCAACAAGAAUUAGAAAAAGAAAAACAAACCAAGAAAAAAGCCAAAAAGACACCCAAACAUAGAACCAACAAUCCACAGCUACAAAUACUAGUAGAAGCUGCUGCUCGUCCUACUGCUACUGCUGCUGCGAAUACUGCUAAGGAUCAUUCAGCAGCAGAAGAAGAAUCACCUCCACCUAUUAUUAGAGACAAGCAAGGAAGAAAGCAAUGGAAACAAUUGACAUUUGAGCAACGCAAAGCGGCCUACUUCGCCGUCCAAAAACGACUGGCGUAUACACCUGCGCUUCCCACAGAACUCAGUUUACCAAGAGGCAGUAUCCGACGAGUCGCGGAAGAAUUUGGAUGCAUGCCUUCCACCAUUCAACGCAUUUGGCGUCUUGUCAAUGCCAGAAUUAAAUCCAUAUUACAAGGAAACAAUCCCAACACAGAGCAACCACAAGAAGACGACCAAGAGGAGGAACACGACGACAGUCACCUCAUGGGAACACUUCACUAUUUUGGAUUGACGGAACAAUCGCAACUCGAUCUCAUUUUGAGACAUCACGAAAAGGCACUGUUCAAAAGUGGCGCCGCCAAUCGCAAAAAGGGAAAAUCCAAAUGGGAUGCCGCACAAAUCAAACAGGCCAUGGAACAGAUUCCACUCGCGGAACAACGCAGUAUACGAUCGCUCAGUCGGGCCCUUAAUAUUCCCAAUGGAACGUUACACAAACUCAUGAAAGACAAUCAAUGGCUGAUUCCCGAACAACGACAGAAAAUUACAUUCUCACAAGCCAAACAGCAACUCGCUCAGACAACAACCAAUAGUAAGAAACGCAAGAGUUGUCCAGAAGACGAGGAUGACUUUUCAUUGUCCUUUUCGGAUGACGAACAACAACCACAACCACCCAAACAACAAGAACAACAACCAGAAAACACGACAAACACAUACGGGACGACUGGAACACGGCAACACGCCAUUUGCGAAACGACACGAUUGGCGGCAUUGAUUCGCGAUCAGACUCUGUGUGCCCAUUGUCACCAACAGGGAUCGCUCGAAUUGACGUUCUUGGCGACACGUGCGUCCAAAGCCGUGGGAUACAAGGAUGCCAUUCCCGUGGGAGCGCCCAAAUUGACGUGUCGCAAUUGUCAAUUUGUCGCAUUUGCCGGCAAUGCCACCAGCAAGACUAUUUUGACACCGCGGUAUCGGAAUAAAGAACAUGUCAACAAUAAAUAG
Molecule: messenger RNA, 1680 nt
Organism: Seminavis robusta
Lineage: Eukaryota; Bacillariophyta; Bacillariophyceae; Naviculales; Naviculaceae
Source: the annotation of a GenBank genome assembly